AUGUCGUCGUCGUCCGACGCAGGGCCGAGUACAUCGUCGUUCUCGGUGUACCGUGCUCCCAACAGCCGCGCAUACGCUCCACCACCGCCGGAAGCCGAUAAUUUUGAGCCUACGUCCGCCGAACUGCGUGCUGCGUAUGCUGACGCCAUCGCGGAAAAACAUGGACCUAACGCGCCUCUGAUGACACGAGCUAUGAGAGAGAAACGUGAGGCCGCGCUGGGAAAGACUAAGAAGCAAUACGACUCGAUCCGUAUUCGUGUCCGCUUUGCUGAUCGCACGCAAAUCGAACAGGCCUUCUCGCCCUCUGCGACAAUCAAUGACGUGUACAACUUUGUUGAUGCUGUGACAGAUCCACACCACGGUACCUAUAUCCUAUUCCAAUCGCCGCCUCGACGUGAGUUCCCACGAGCGCCCGUGGCCACUGCGCCAACGCUACUCUCUCUGGGAUUCGCACCGGCAGCCGUUCUUAGUAUACGAUGGACAGACGCGGCAAAGAAUGCAUCCCAUGCAGCUGCGCCGCUCAAACCAGACGUGCUUGGACAAGCACGCGAUAUGCCUAUCCCACCUACGUUCUCGACACCCUCUAGUCAAUCUACCACAACCUCGGAUGCAAAAGACGCGCGUGAGAAGCGCCACUUUCCCAAGUGGUUCAAAAGCACAGGCGGUAGCACUCGCCUCUCCAAGUAG
Molecule: messenger RNA, 687 nt
Organism: Malassezia pachydermatis
Lineage: Eukaryota; Fungi; Basidiomycota; Malasseziomycetes; Malasseziales; Malasseziaceae
Product: tether containing ubx domain for glut4
Exons: 5
Coding region: 1-687 (228 amino acids)
Molecular function (GO): protein binding
Source: RefSeq, a predicted model, not a curated record